Pungitius pungitius (ninespine stickleback) is the source of this 3034-nucleotide messenger RNA. Its product is annotated as interferon-induced protein 44-like. The coding region runs from base 138 to 1472 and encodes 444 amino acids. Gene Ontology annotation, biological process: immune response. The record is from RefSeq and is a predicted model, not a curated record. NCBI's taxonomy places the organism in Eukaryota, Metazoa, Chordata, Actinopteri, Perciformes, Gasterosteidae. Gene Ontology annotation, molecular function: GTP binding. The transcript is spliced from 9 exons.
GAAGGUAACAACUCAGAACUUCCGGUCUUUCUCAUGCUGCGUGUGUCUGCUCCACUAUUGACAGCUGCUUGGUAAAGCACAUACGGGCUGAGUCCAGUGAGCCUUUUGUCUUCGUAGAAGCAGAAAUAACGUCCAACAUGAACUCCAAACUAACCAGCAGCCAGCAGAAAACUAUCUGCUCACAGCUGGGAAGAUUCAAACUGCGCCUGCUGUACAAGGCCAGCAUCCAUGGUUUCAACGGCACUGGCUUCCACCAGCAAUGUGACAACCACAGUCCCACAGUGUCUGUGGGCUUUAAUGCGUCCGGUUAUGUGUUUGGAGGCUACACCAAACAACCCUUCAGUCAGACUGGGCAGUACUCGCCUGAUGACCAGGCCUUUCUUUUCACCUUUAAUGGAGAAAAGCUCCUCAAAUAUCCAGUCUCUAAUCAAGUUUAUGCAUUAAAAAUGAGUGGUAACUGUGGUCCAUAUUUUGGAGAAGAUUUGGUUCUUGCCUACGGAGGCAGAGCACAAGUCCAUUCCGCUCCAGGGAAUUAUUACAACUUCAAUGCUGCAGAGAUGCAUGGAAACGACAUCCAGCUGACUGAGUGUGAAGUCUAUGAGGUGGAGACAAUCUCAGAAUUUGAGAAGCCGUGGAGGACGGUCAUCUGGGAAAACGAGAAGCGAGUCGAGAUGAUGGAGAGCAUCAGGCUCUACUGCCCCCCGUCCAAGUCUGUGACGCGGGUUCGGGUCCUGCUUAUCGGACCUGUUGGAGCUGGAAAGUCCAGCUUCUUCAAUUCUAUCAACUCCGUAUUCAAAGGCCACGUCAGCAACCAGGCCAUCGCCGGCUGCUCCACCAACAGCCUCACCAAGCAGUUUCGCACAUAUUCAAUAAAAGAUGGAAAAGGGGGAAACCCCCUGCCAAUCAUCUUGUGUGAUACCAUGGGAUUGGAGGAAAGCACAGGUGCGGGCCUUGAUAUCGAUGACAUAACCAGCAUCCUGGAAGGUCAUCUGCCAGACUCCUAUCAGUUCAACCCGACGGCUCCUCUGCUUUCCAAUGCCAGCGGCUACCAAACGUCUCCAGGCCUGAGUGACAAGAUCCACUGCGUGGCCUACGUCGUUGAUGCCUGCAAGGUCUCCAUCAUGCCUGCAAAACUGGAGCAGAAGCUGGAAGCUAUCCGCAGAAAGGUCAACUUGAUGGGUAUUCCUCAGCUGGUCCUGCUGACGAAGGUGGAUGAAGCCUGCUCUUUGGUUUCCAAGGACAUCAGGAACAUUUAUAAGAGCAGCUACAUUCAGGAAAUUAUGCAGGAGGUUGGUGUUCGGGUCGGUGUGCCAAUGUCUUGUGUUGUUCCGGUGAAGAACUACAGCAAAGAAUUUGAGUUGGAUCAAAACUGUGACAUCCUUCUUCUCACCGCCAUCAUCCAGAUGUUUCGUUCCACUGAUGGUUACUUUGAUGAUAUCACUGACAGACUCAGCAAUGUUAAAACCAAAUAAUGAAUAAAAGAAGCACAGCAGAUGUUUAUAUCUUGUCCAACUGUUUUGAAAAGUUACUGGAUUGUCAGGUCCAGUCUGAUUAAUACCAUUCAUAACCAAUGAAUACGUCUGAUAACAAUAAACUAUUGUUAUGGAAAAAAACAAGUGGUUCCUAACUUUCCAACAGUGCUAAUGCUAAACUAUCAACUCCUUCUUUUUGUGUCCCCAUCAAGCUGUAGUAAUUCAUUUUUAUUCUUUUUAGAAUAUUUUAUAAUAAUAGUAUAAUAUUAAUAGGUUGUCAUAUAGAACUUGCUAUUUUGUUGUUUAAUAGAAGCUCAAAGUGCGUGAAUGAACAGAAAAACAGAAAUUUAUUGAUGUCAGAGUGUUAUUGUACAGCUGUUGGAGUCGGACCAGCUGAGUACAGUCCCUCUCUGCGUUACAAGACCGCCACACAGCACACAUCUUCUUAUCAGAGUCACACAUGCCUUUGUAAUUGAUGAAAACAAUUGAAUUAAAGUGAAAUGGCAGCCGUUCUCUCUGUGACAAUAAGUUUAAAAAAACUGCUCAGGCCAGCUUUUAAAAUGGAGAAAUAAAAAAUAAAGCUUUUGUGUUAGUGCGCAUUAAAAGACAAGGAGCUUUCUCCGGCUUGGCAACAUCUUACAUUAAAAUGUUUGUACGGCGACUGUCACGACCAACAAGAGUUAUGAACAAAAGGGAAGCAGGAAUGUCCUGGAGAUGCCAAACACACACGUAAUAUUCAAUGGUUCCUUCCAGGUGCUCAGGGCCCCGUCGAGGGAGUGGAGGUCAUACUGGGAGCCCCCUGGUGGAGAAGAUCAUGAGCACAUCUGUCGAUAUGAUCACGACCAGUGGGGACGGAGAGAGGGGGGCUUUGGGGGGGGGCUCUUAUGGCACUCGCCGACAUUUCAAAGUGUCAGACGGCUUUCCUCUCAUCAGCCAGCGGCUACGCUCGUCAACGGGAAGGAAAGGCAGCAACGGGAAGAAGAAACCAUUUCAACUUCAAGCAGUGGAAUAACAGUGCUGAACACACUUGUACAUACACACAUCAACAACACACUCACACAAAGUACACACAGGGCAGAGUCCAAAGCCUGAUUUGAGUGACAACCAGAAGGGAAAGUAAAGUGGGACAUUUGGCACUGUGUAAUGGUAAAAUAUGUUAUAACAUAAUCUUAUGCUAAAAGAGUGAUUAUUGUCUGUAAUGAAGCAAUGUGAGAAGAAAAGGGAGACCCAAAAGUUGUCUUUUGCAGCUGUGUGAAGGAGGACAGUCAAACUGGCCUUCACCCGAAUGCUCGAACAAAGGAACCCUGUUACUCCCAUCUUUGCCUUGAUUCGUUACCUGCUUGAUUUAUAACUUUUCAUUUGUGUUAUCUCACAGGUGGUUUAGAGUUUCAGGCUUCAGUAGCUCUCGUGUCUGCAUACCACCAGAAAUGACCUUCAUGUGUGUGUAUAAGAACUCAGCAUUUUCACUGCUCGGAGACGCCAUCUCCACAGAGCACCGUGAUACGUGCCUGUGUAGUUGACCUCCUGCUUGCAAGCAAUAAAUGGACUUUCUGCAACUUUGA